CUACCGAUGGCGCAUCUACUGUGCACGACUCCUCGUAAUCGUCAAGCUAGGAUCUGACAGUAAAUAUUCUGGUGCUCAUUGAGACCGUUUCUUCAGUCCUCCCGAUGUGCGAGCCAUCGACAAUUGACAACACCGACGCUGAAACGCCGGAUCCGCCUACUCCAAUAAGAAGUCACAAUGAAGGCGAGCUUCUUCCAGAAGAGCACUUCUGGAGGGAUCACUACCAGUGGCUUGAGGAAUGUGGCUAUAGGCUCCGCCCACGUUAUAAACCAGGUUGGAUCCCAUCGUGGAAGAGCAGCCAUAAAGAGUACUGGCGAUGCGAGGAUGGGCAUGCCAUCAUGGUGCCUCACAUCCUGGACGCCACGCGAGUCUCAAGCGGGGAGAUGGUCGUUCUCAAACGCAUUCUCAUUUCGGAGCACCCACACGAAAUUGAGAUCAACCAAUACUUCUCGGCCGAGCCACUGGCGUCAGAUCCGCGAAACCACUGCGCGCCCUUGUAUGAAGUCCUACAGGUAACCGAUCAGGAAGGCAUGAUGAUCCUCGUCACGCCUCUUCUGCGAAGGUACGACAGCCCUCUCCUUGACACCGUAGGAGAGGCUGUAGAGUUCUUCCGGCAGAUCUUCGAGGGCUUGCAGUUCAUGCAUCAACAUCACGUCGCACAUCGGGACUGCAUGAACCAGAAUAUCAUGAUGGAUCCGCACCCCCUGUUCCCGGACAUGUACCAUCCGCGCGUCAUCGAUUGGUCGCGCGAUCUCGAUCAUCCCGCGCGACAUUACUCUCGUACCGCGCGGCCGACGAGGUACUACUUCAUCGACUUCGGACUCUCUCGUAAGUACAGACCGGACGAUGGCCCUCCUCGCGAGCCUCCAAUUCACGGCGGAGACAAAUCGGUGCCCGAAUUCAAGGAGUCGAACGAACCAUGCGAUCCGUUCCCGACUGAUGUGUAUUACAUCGGAAAUAUGAUUCGGGAGGACUUCCUACAGAGAUCGCAUGGCGUCGAGGUUAUGCAAGCUCUCGUCGACGAGAUGGUCCAGGAUGACCCCGUGAAACGACCCAACAUGGACGAGGUCGUGGCUCGCUUUGAUGCCAUUCGUACUUCGCUCAGUUCAAGCAAGCUGCGCUCUCGCCUGGUGUACAGGGACGAAAGCAAGGUGAAACGGGUCUUUAAAGGCGUUAAACAUGCUCUCGGGACUGUCGGCUCCAUUGCGUCGCCUCGGUCCCCAGUACAUACUCCGUAGCGCCUCGAGAUAUCGGGGCAGGGCCAGCAUUCGCUCGCGCAAUGCGUCCUCUUCCUAUGUCUCUCAAGUGCAAUCCUUAUAAUGUCAGCGUUUAACCCUACGUUCAUGAUACUCUACAUUCAUAUAUUCACCGGCCUAAUUCUCGACUCGGCUACACCGUGCAUAUGUCUGGGGCCAAUGUCAGAACCAUCACGCGGAGAAAUAUCUUCACAGGCUCCCGUACCGUUGAACACUGCAUAGGAACGGACGCUGUCAGCGUGUAGCGCGACCACCAGAACGCCUA
Molecule: messenger RNA, 1521 nt
Organism: Laetiporus sulphureus 93-53
Lineage: Eukaryota; Fungi; Basidiomycota; Agaricomycetes; Polyporales; Laetiporaceae
Exons: 6
Coding region: 105-1238 (377 amino acids)
Biological process (GO): protein phosphorylation
Molecular function (GO): protein kinase activity; ATP binding
Source: RefSeq, a predicted model, not a curated record